This is a messenger RNA of Oryzias melastigma (Indian medaka), 1981 nucleotides long. RefSeq names its product anti-Mullerian hormone (gene amh). The record is from RefSeq and is a predicted model, not a curated record. Bases 386 to 1876 code for a protein of 496 amino acids. Gene Ontology annotation, biological process: gonad development. Gene Ontology annotation, molecular function: growth factor activity. NCBI's taxonomy places the organism in Eukaryota, Metazoa, Chordata, Actinopteri, Beloniformes, Adrianichthyidae. The transcript has 6 exons.
AGCCGACCUUGACCGUCUGUAAAGCAGGACUGGAGCUGUGAGAAAAGCCGAGGGAGGAACCGGCUGGUCUGAAGGUCGACUGGAUCAUCAGGAGUCCAGAGAUUAGCUGCAGCCGCUUCAGGUUCUGGUGGAGAAGAGACGUUUGAAACUUCCUGAAGCUGCAGCUGCUUCCUGGAACCGGACGUUCAUUCCCACCAGAACCUCUCAAUUCUGCAGAGGAACACUGAGCCCUCUGUGUUCCUCUGCACGUCUCUGAGGACAAAGUCGUGUUGUUGCUGCCUGUUUCCCUGCAGGGGGCGUGGCCUGGCCCGGCCCGGCCCUCCUGACCCGUAAAGACGAGCAGCGGGGAGGCGGGGACAAAGAGCUGCUCCCACAGCCCUGCAGCAUGUUGCUCCUGCUGCUGUUCUGGACCCGGCUGGCUGCGGCCCAGCAGGACCGGCACAGCAGCUCCACAGGAACAGGUCCGGUUCUGAGCGGUGAGCGGGUGGGGCCGUGCUUCGAGGAGGAUGCGGUGGCGGCGCUCCGGGAAGCCCUGCAACCGGACGGAGCGCUCUCCAACAGCAGCCUGGCCCUGUUUGGAGCCUGCACAGCGCCGGAGCGGUCCUCUGGCUCCGCCUUCUCGCUGCUUUCAGAGGAGCUGCGGAGGCCGGGCGGCGGUCUGGACGUGCUGCGCCCCGCUGCAGUGUCUGCAGCACAGGAGCAGGGGGGCGUCACCCUGACCUUUGACCCCCCAUCAUCCCCUCUGCUGGAGCUGAAGCCGGUGCUGCUGCUGGCCUUUGGGAGGCCCCCCGCCCUCGGAGGCCUGGAGGUCACGUUCAGCAGCCGCUCUCUGCAGCCGCAGACGCAGUCUGCUUGCUUCUCAGAGGGAACCGUCUUCGUCCUCCUGGUGGGCGGGGCGUCUGGCGGCUCUCCUCUCAGAUGGAGACUCUCGGCUGAAUCCAAAUCCACUGAACUGAACCAGAACCUGGUCGACGCCCUCGUUGGCGAGUCACCUGGAGGUCCGGUGGGCGUGGCCCCACUCCUGCUCUUCCCAGCGGGAACCAGCAACAGCCGUCUGCCUCCCUCUGGCUCCUCCUCCUCUGCGGUGCACACCUCCUUCCUGUGUGAGCUGAGGAGGUUCCUGGAGGGCGUGGAGCCCCGGCGCCACAGCAGACCGCCUCUGCUGCGGCUGGACUCCGUGCAGUCGCUGCCCCCCCUGCCCCUGGGCCGCUCCUCCAGCGAGGUUCUGCUGGCGGCGCUGAUCAACUCCUCCGCUCCAACCGUCUUCUACUUCAACAACUGGAGCUCCGGGUCUCAGGACCGCCGGGGAGCGCUGAGACUGUCACCGGCGCUGUGGGCGGAGCUCCAGCUGCGGCUGGAGCAGAACCAGAUGCUGAUUCUUGACCUGGCAGAGGAGGACGGGGUGUCUCCCAGAACCAGGGCCCGGCUGGAGAGGCUGAAGGACCUCAGUGCUUCUCAGCAGACGGAAGCAGCAGAGCACCACUUCUGCAGCUUCCUGCUGCUGAAGGCGCUGCAGACGGUGGCGCAGGCGCACGACCUAAGGCGGAGGCUGCGGAGCGCCCGGGCGGGCCCGGAAGGCUCCCCGGCGGACGGCGCCUGCAGGCUGAGGAGCCUCACGGUGUCCUUCGAGAAGCUGUUCCUGAGCCCACAGAGCGCCAACAUCAACAACUGCCGCGGCGCCUGCUCCUUCCCUCUGACCAACGGCAACAACCACGCCGUGCUGCUCACCUCUCACGCCGAGAGCGCGGCGGGCGAGCGCGCGCCCUGCUGCGUGCCAGUGGCCUACGACCCGCUGGAGGUCGUGGACUGGAACGACGAAGGCUCCUUCCUGUCCAUCAAACCGGACAUGAUCGCGCGGGAGUGUGGCUGCCGCUGAGCCCCCCUUUGAGGGGGGGUUCUGAGGUUCUGAUUCUGUUCAGCUUCACAUUCAUUCAUCAUUAAAGUUCUGAAUCCUAGUUUCUGGGGUUCUCCUAGGACUGUA